Molecule: messenger RNA, 480 nt
Organism: Chondrus crispus (carragheen)
Lineage: Eukaryota; Rhodophyta; Florideophyceae; Gigartinales; Gigartinaceae
Exons: 1
Coding region: 1-480 (159 amino acids)
Source: RefSeq, a predicted model, not a curated record
AUGAAACCAACAAGACGCCCUCUUCUCGCACGCGGCUCAGCGGAUAAUGCCCAUGUUCGGCAUGCGGCGGCCCCUGCGGCUCGCCUCCGUCUUGAUCUUCUUCACACGCGCCGUACGACUCGCAAUGUAAUGAAUCUUAUCAUCGAUCUCAUCCACCAGCUCCGUCGACCGCGGCGCCCAGCCCUUGAGCACGGCGAUCAUAUUGGCGAUCCCCCCCGGCGGCAGCACAUCUCUCCAGACGGCGCUGACAAUCUGGACGCGGCUCUCCCUCUGAUCCAUCCUAGCCCUGACCAGGCCGGAGUACACGACGUGCAGCACGACGUCCUCGACCUGUCGCACGGUCACGGUCUCCACGGCCAGGCGUGUCAUGAGGUGCGCGUACUCCAGGUCGUUGCUGCCGUCCGCCGGGGACACGAGCGUGAGUAUGACGUAAUGGACACUCUGGUCAAUUCAAUGAUGAUCUGUUUGGUCCAAUUUUAA